AUGGCUGGGUCCGACCUGGUGCAGGAGCUGCAGUUGGAGGUUACCUGCUCCAUCUGCACCAAGUACAUGGAGAUGCCUGUGAUGCUGGACUGUGGGCACAACUACUGUGAGGACUGCAUCAGCCAGCACUGGGACAGGGUGGAAGAGGAGGAGGAGCCAAGGCAGUGCCCCCUGUGCCGCGGGUCCUUCCGACAGCGCAGCUUCCGCCAGAACAAGUCGCUGGCCAACAUGGCGGAGAUCGUGCAGCGGUUCCCCUACCAGGAUAAGGCCCAGCAUGUGCGCUCCACAUCCAGCUCCACCGUGGGGAAGGACCCCCAGGGGCAGCAGCAUCUGCUCCACUUCCUGCAGGAUGGGCAGCAGAUGAUCCUUCAGAAGCUGCAGGAGAUGGAGGAGAGGAAUGGCACAAGGGAGGAGGGGGAAGAGAGGAAAGAGGAGCCAGACCCAGAGCAGCAGGAUGAAAAUAUCACCUUGAGCAGGUCUGGCAGUGAGAAGUCCUCUAAGUCCCGCUCACAGUCGCCAGAGCCGUGUGACUGCCGGCUGCCCCUGCUGAACAGCGUCCAGAGGAUACAGAUGAUGGGUUACAGAGUGGACGUGACUCUGAAUCCUAAAACAGCCAACCCUCAGCUCGUCCUGUCCAGUGACAGGAGGAGUGUGCGUCUUGGAGAUGAGCGGAAGGACCUGCUCAACUGCCACGAGAGAUUCGACACAGCUCCUUGCGUCCUGGCCAAUGAAGGGUUCUCAUUUGGCAGAUAUUACUGGGAAGUGGAGGUGUGGGAUGCUGGCUGCUGGGCAGUGGGAGUGGCCAGGAAGUCAGUGAAAAGGAAGGGACAUCUCAGACUCACACCUGAGCAUGGCUUCUGGACUAUCGAGAUGCACAUGGGCAAAUACUGGGCUCUCAACACCUCCCUGGCCCUUGUGUACUGCAACGAGAGGCUUCACAGGGUUGGGAUUUACCUCGACUACACGGAGGGGCAGGUGGCCUUUUACAAUGCUGAGUCCUCGACCCAUCUCUACACUUUCACCACCUCUUUCACGGAGGAAAUUUUCCCUUUCUUCUACAUCAAGGACAAGACGACCCCACUGGUCAUUAAUAGGUCCGAGAUUGAGGGAUGGAUUCCUCUGACUGAACAGACACAGCCUAGUCCAGCCCCCAUCAUUUGACUUGUGUAUGCCUUCCACUGUCCCUGGCACAGACAGAACAUGAGCAUGUCGCUCACAUCCACUUUGCAGUCAAAUGUCCCAUUUUAAUGCCAUUUAAACAUUGCCUUUGGAUUUUUUUUUCUGACUGAAAGUUUGUCAACGUGAGUGGAAUGGAACAUUUCAAUUUUUCAUUUUGAAGUUUUUCAUUUUAAAAUUUUAAUGUCCAAAUCAGGAGAAAACAUUUAGAUUUUAUCAGAUGAAACAUUUUGAUUGACCUAAACCAUUUUUUAAAAAUGCUGUUUUGCAAGAAAUUUCAAUUAAAAAAAAUAAUUCCAAUUUGGAGUGAAAAUAAAUUUUGAAAUUGCAGAAUUUCUCAUGGAAAGGAAAUUCCAGUUCUCACUCAUAGAGUGCUAGACUCUUCUGGUUUCUAAGCCUUUACGGGGUCACAUUUUAAACUAAUUAUGAGGAACAGAAACCUAUUAUUUUUCUUUUAAAUGAGAUGUGAGAUUCUUUUGUAAUCACAGGACUCUGGGAGCUGGGGCUUUAAGGAAAACAGAAGUUUUGCCAUGAAAUUGCUGGACUUGUCUCAGAAACCAGAAGAUUAAUAGAAAGAACUCAGUUUUGUUAUUCAUAUUUUAUAUAUUUUUAUAUAAAAUUAUUUUUUAAAAAACCUCAUGGUUUUAAGCCAAUCUCAUGAUUUCAGUGUGUAUGUCUUCUGACAGGUGGAUCUUGGACACUGUGGGGUUGGUGAUGCUGCCAUUCCCUUGAAACCAUCACACCAUGGACCAACCUGGCAUUGCCACAGCAACAAUGCCUUCGUCAUCAUGGCAACUGUGGCCUGUGGAUGUGAAAAAA
Mauremys mutica (yellowpond turtle) is the source of this 1995-nucleotide messenger RNA. RefSeq names its product E3 ubiquitin-protein ligase TRIM58-like. The coding region runs from base 1 to 1161 and encodes 386 amino acids. Gene Ontology annotation, molecular function: protein binding. The transcript is spliced from 5 exons. NCBI's taxonomy places the organism in Eukaryota, Metazoa, Chordata, Testudines, Geoemydidae. The record is from RefSeq and is a predicted model, not a curated record.